This is a messenger RNA of Xiphias gladius (swordfish), 2905 nucleotides long. RefSeq names its product solute carrier family 30 member 4 (gene slc30a4). Gene Ontology annotation, biological process: response to zinc ion; zinc ion transmembrane transport. Bases 413 to 1753 code for a protein of 446 amino acids. The record is from RefSeq and is a predicted model, not a curated record. NCBI's taxonomy places the organism in Eukaryota, Metazoa, Chordata, Actinopteri, Istiophoriformes, Xiphiidae. Gene Ontology annotation, cellular component: plasma membrane. Gene Ontology annotation, molecular function: zinc ion transmembrane transporter activity. The transcript has 8 exons.
GUGCCAGGAGUGGAGUUCUGCCGACCAGAGACAGAAGAGAAACACGGGUCGCCGAGAUUUCGGGUUUGUUGCUGCGUCCGAACGAACGUCAUGUGACUCCGGCGUCGUCACGUGACUGCGGACGAGACCAAACUUGUUCGUGUUACUCCCGAGAGCGGAACUGGUGUCUGAUGUUGACAGCUCAAUCACCAGGAAAGUUUUUAAAAAAGAAAUUAAAAAAAAAAAAUACGAAGCCAACAGAGUUUAUGCGACCGAAACGUACACGUCUGGUUUUUUUUUUGUUUUGUUUGUUGUUGUCGUUCCAGGUGCAACAAAAUGUGGAUGCUGCGACAAAAAUGUGAAUGAUUUACCCCGGAGAUCAGUAACCUACAGACAGAGCUCACCUGCCAAUUCCUUGCCCCGGUGAUUAUUAAUGAUGUCAGGUGGGAACCUCAUCAGCAAGGUGCGGUCCGCCUUUCGGAGGGAGCGGAGCGACCGGGACCUGAGCGACUCGGCGCCCUUCGACAUGUCCGAUGAGCUGGUGGAGGACGAGGCGCCCAAAUUCAACAAGCUGAAGGUGGUGGUGUCCGGGGAGAUGUCAGACUACUCGGCCGGCGCGGUGUUCACCGCCAACGGGGCGGCGGUGAACACGCUGGUGGUGGCGGGUGAUGACGACGACUCCCUGCUCGACUCCUCUUCGAGCCUCGGCAGCCCGGGGUUGAAUAUGGACCCCUGUGACAACUGUACCAAGAAGAGGGAGAGUAUCAAGCACCGGAAGGUGAUGAAGAGGCUUGUCAUUGCAGCUUUGCUGUAUUUCGUUUUCAUGACAGGUGAAAUUAUAGGUGGUUACCUGUCAAACAGCUUAGCCAUUAUGACUGACGCUGUGCACAUGCUAGCAGAUGUGGUGGGCAUUUUGUUUUCUCUGCUGGCCCUCUGGCUCUCCACCAAGCCACCCACCAAGAGGUUCACUUUUGGAUUGCAUCGCCUGGAGGUGGUAUCGGCAGUCCUCAGUGUGGUCCUCAUCUACAUCCUGACGGCCAUACUGCUCUAUGAGGCGGUUCAGAGGACGGUCAGCCAAGACUUCAACAUAGAUGGAGAUGUCAUGCUCAUCACUGCAGCUGUGGGGGUGGCUGUCAAUCUUAUAAUGGGUUUCCUAUUAAACCAAGGUGGUCACCUCCACUCUCACGGCCACGGUCACUCUCACGGCCAUGGUCACUCUCACGGCUCCGCCGCUGCCUCAGGUUCACAGUCGGCUGGGUCAGGUCAACAGCAGAAGCCGCACGGCAGCCUGGCUGUCAGGGCAGCCUUCAUCCAUGCUCUGGGAGACCUCCUCCAGAGUGUCGGGGUGCUCAUAGCUGCCUACAUUGUCCGCUUCAAGCCGGAUUUAAAGGUGGCAGACCCCAUCUGUACCUAUAUCUUCUCUGUUCUGGUUCUCUUCACCACAUUCCGCAUUAUGCGAGACACAAUAGUCAUUGUGCUGGAGGGUGUUCCCAGGCACCUGGACUCUCAGCGAAUCAAAGAGGACCUCCUGAAGCUGGAGGACGUCCAAUCAGUCGAUGAGCUGAAUGUCUGGGCACUGACCGCCGACAGGACUGCAGCACUAGUGCAUCUCCAGCUCACGCCCUCUAGUGCCAGCAACUGGGAGGACGUCCAGGCGAAGGCCCGCCACCUGUUGCUUAACACCUACGGUCUCACCCAGUGCACAGUGCAGGUGCAGACACACAGGCAGAGGCCGGUGCGCAGUUGUGCGCAGUGCCAGCAGCCCAGUGCCUAAAGAGAGACUCAUGCGCACAUUGACUUCCACUGUGCUUUUUAAUGGAGCCAGAAAGCAGAGAGUACAGUUAACAGAGGGCCUGGAUGGAUGUCGCACUGCUGCCUCAGCUCAGUGCCGUAGCAGGAGCCCCACAGUAUAGGGUAUGUAAGUGGAAAAAGACUGGUGCCAAAGGACAGUCAGUGGAACAAAGGCAGAUGCAAAUUUCUAAUUAAAGGAUCGCCACAGCCUCCAGGGACCGUAUGGUCUUGCGCUCGCAAAGCUUUCGGAGUGGAGGUUGAAUGCUUCAGCUAGGAACAAUGAAAAAACUUCUCUUAAUUCACCGUCAAAGCCUAUUUCAGCAGGUAACUUUUUUGUAUUUUACUUGAUUUGUCACAACUGAUGUUUAGUCAUCAGAUGUAAAUUGAACUUUUUGUUAAUAGGUGGGAAGAUGGAAAUCCUAAGAUUGUAUUACUUUACUAAGUAUGUCAGCAAAUGAAAAAGGUACCUCAUGUCAUUUGGUAAUAACUGUGGUCACAGUGCAUAUAAGCUGUACUCCUCACCACUGGCAUAAGUGAGGCAAAAAACCUUUAUCAUUUUGUCCCUUUAGUAGACUUUACACUUGAUCAGACGCACUUAAUCAUUAUUACUCUUCAGCCAAAGUCUGUUGUAAGGCAGAUUUUUUAAAAGACACCAACCUUAGAUAUUCUUAAAGUAGUCUAUAUCGACUGUACUGACCAACAACAAAAAUAACUCGACGUUUUUGACACUGAUAUUUGACUCUAGCAUGUCUCUUAAUUCAUUGUGCUCAGCAGGCAACUGACAAUCAAACUGUGUCUGAUGUUUGAAUAAUCGUAAAUGCUACAGUGGCUGUACCGCCUUCGGUGUGGUUUCAGCCUAACACUAUACUCCACUUUUUUUUUCAUAGUAUUGACUGACAGUGUCACAAUGCAGACGGGUUUGUGAAAUCGACGGUAUUUCAGAGUUGCAGUGUUUUGAGGGGCGGAAGGUGGUAAUUGAAAUUUGCCAAGGUGAUGAUAGUGUCUUCUCUGUCAAGUGUUGAGAGGCUGUGGGGGGGGGGUUUAUUGCAAACCUUUCCACGUCUCUGAUGUUAUUCAUCAAGGGAAGUCAGGAACUGGAUCACUGUUUUUGUUUGUAAUAAAAUACUUAAUCUUU